Messenger RNA from Cladocopium goreaui, 4464 nucleotides. NCBI's taxonomy places the organism in Eukaryota, Dinophyceae, Suessiales, Symbiodiniaceae. The record is from the annotation of a GenBank genome assembly.
AUGCUGGGACCUCAGUUUCAGAAUCCAGUGAGUCAGCAGUUUCAGAAUGGACAGGGAAAUCAGCAGUUUCAAAAUGGGCAGUUAGGCCCUGGUUUGUCAAAUGCCCCGUUUGGGCAGCAGUUUCAGCAGCCGUUUGGCCGACAGUACGGUGAGGAGGCAGAACGUUCUCCGACUGCCCCGUUUGGGCGAAGUUUGGAGCAGGGACAUUCUAGCAAUGGCUUGGACGUCUUGAGCAAGACAGAGAAGUGGCUGCCAGGACUUCCAAAACCUGGCCAUGAAAGUUGGAAAGAUCGUGAAUCAGAGAUCGUUGGAUUUCAUGACUAUCUGGUGGAGCUACGGAGUUGGGCUUCAUUAGUUUCUCCAAAAUUUGCUGCAGAGAUCUCCGAAGCAACUGUGACACCUCAGGAAAUAGUGCUCAGUUCGCUGUCGCGAGACCAGCAGAGCAGGGCUGGACGUUUGCUUUCAAUACUCCGUGCAGCAUUCAGUGGACAUGGUCGUGCAGAGAACAUCAUCAGAGCCUUUUGUGAAGGUGUUUCGUUUGGUGCUGGAUUGAGCAGCGUUGGUUUCAAUGACAACGGGUUUGAGUUGUUACGAGUCUUGACAAGAGAGUUUACUUUGCAGAGCCGAGCUGAGGCAUUGGCCUUAAGGGCUGAAUUGCUACAGAGACAAUUUGCGCCUGCAAAGGGCGAGACUUCUCAAGGGACAAUCGUUGCUGACACAAUUAGGCGUUUGGAAACUUCGUUGGCAAAGUACAACAAGCUGGUAUCCACACUGCCGAACAUCGUUGAUCGUUCAGGUGUUGAGGUCAGCGAAGCUGAUCGUUUGGUGCUAUUGCUUCGUUCUUUGCCAUCAGCAUGUGCUGAGUUUGUGCUUCUUCACAGUAAGUUGAUUCACAGUGUUGCCCAGGCCGAAGUGUAUGACAUGGCAGUUGGUGACAGUGAAGGACAAGAACAAGGUGAAAACAUGGUGGAUUCCGUGACUGGUCGUUGCUCCAAGUGUGGAAGCAAGCGCCAUGUGGUGCAGCCAAUUCGACGCAGAAGGGCAGUGGCCAGUCUGCGAACACUGGAAAAGGUCAACAAGGCUCCAAAGGAGCGAGUGGUUCGAAAGGAAAAGGUAGCUCAGGAGAGCACUGCUGAUCAGGAGGAUUGGUGGUAUCAGGACGGUGAUGGUUACUGGUGGACAGCCACCAGCGAUUGGUCCGAAGUUGCCGCAGUAAGUGGCGAACCAGAAAAAGAGAGCUCACCUGCCGAACAAGGGGGAUAUUGGUUGUUAGACUCUGGAGCCGCCGCCACAGUGGUGUCUCAUGAGACCUAUGAACGUUUCCGGGACCAUAAGGUCUUGGUGUUUCAUGAGCGAUCGACAGGUUGCAUAGGACAUGAGUUUGUAGGAGCUGCUGAACGUUCCGUCCGCACCUGCAAAGAGGGAAUCUCAGUGAUCAGGUCAGAAUUGGCCGACCAGAAUUUGGGUUUGAAUUUGAACACUCAGUAUGAAACCUUUUUGAAAGACCAGGCUUUAAGUGUAGGAGGUGAUUCUGUUCCUGCACCCAUUGAGCCGGCUGAACCUUUUCCACCUGACUUCUUUAAUGAGCCAGCUCAUCCACCCGUGAAAGAUGGAGUCACGCCUAAGUCUGGACCUUCAGUUUAUUUUGAUGAUGAUGUCAAGUCAUUGUCAUAUGAGCCAUCAAUUGCUGAAGAGAAUGUGGAACCAGACCCAGACUUGGAUGAACAAGUUCGCCAUGACAAACGUUUGAGUUUAGAAGACUAUGGAGAUGUUUCUGAAAGGCCUGUCAAACGGAGAAUGUAUGGGAAGAGCUCAGAUCCUGAAGGAGCUUUCCCACCACCUUCCAAGGGGACUCCUCGUGGUCCGGGCCUUAAAAGACCAUCUGAGAUGAACUUGAAAGAACUGGAGGAUGAAUUGAAGAGAGAUGACAUAGAUGCCAUCCAUGCUGAAUCACAACAUUGGGUUUCUCCUUUCAUGAAUCUUGCAGCCGUUGUGUCACCACCACCAAGCAUGUCACACAUGUUUGAAACUGAACCAGUGGCCAGCGUUCGUUUUGAUUCGCAAGGGCCCAUACCUGAGUCGUUUGUAGUCAACAUGGGUGGGAUGCCAAUCAAAAUUUGGUGUCCUACGGAUGCGAUAGACGACACGACUGGAGAGAUUUUGGAUGGAAAGAAGUGUCAUUUGGGAAUGAAGAAAGAGAUUGAAGGCUUAGAGGAAUGCCAGGCAGGUGAUUGUUACACAGUCUCAGAAUUCGAAAAGUUGAAGGAAAGAACGGACCACCCGAUCAGGCUCAUCAGCACGCGUUGGGUCACCAAUGCAAAGGGAGACGAAGUUCGCUCCCGCAUGGUAGUGAAAGAUGUGAAAAACAGAGACUCGGCCAGGUCUUUGGGAAUUUCAUCUCCUACUUUGGGGGCGGAUGCUUUCCAAUUGUUUCUCACCAUUUGUUCAGCUUGGAACUUCUUGGUUUACACUUUGGACAUUAGUCAUGCUUUCAUGUACACACCUCUCCGAUGCCGCAAUGUCGCUGUUAAACUGCCUAUGUCAUGUUCAACAGAAGCUGGAGAACCUGUCAUCUUGCAUUGUGCCAAUGCAUUGAAUGGACUUCGAUCAGCGAGUUUGGAGUGGCUUUUGUUUUUACAGCAACAGUUGAGUGGGAUUGGUUUGCAUACCGAUGGAGCUGAACCUUGUUUUAUGGCCGGUAUCCUUCCAUCGGGUCGCAUGGCUAUGGUGAUUGUCUAUGUGGACGACCUUGCAAUUGCCUGUGAACAUGAAGAUGACUUCAAGCUCAUCAUGAGCUGUCUGCAGAAGAAACUGAAAGUUAAGCACACAGGGACGAUUGAGCGUGAAGGUGGGCAAGUGACCUUUCUUGGUCGUGAAAUUGUCAGGCUUCCUGGUGAAUCCGCACUUUACGUGCAUCUUCCUGAUGGAUACCUGGACAAGACCUUUGAGAUGUGGGGCCUUAAGGCUUCUUCUUCUGGAAAGAAGACCCCAUGUCCCAAUGUGUUAAUGAUUCUCGACCAGGAAUCAGCUGGGUCACCACCCCUUUCCGGGGAGGCAUAUACAAAAUUCAGGUCGACAUUAGGCAAGAUCGCCUGGAUGAGUCAGACGCGGCAAGACCUCAAACAUUUUGCGGCUUUGCUUGGAACUGUCCAAGCCUCUCCGACGCAAGCCAGUGAAAAGGCAUUGCGUGCGCUAUUGCGCUUCCUGGUGACAGAUGAUAAUGUUUCCCUUCGUUUGCCGUCUGAGCAUGGUCUGGGAAGUGAGGACUUCUGUGAAGUGGUGGCCUAUACGGAUGCAUCACAUGCACCAUCGACCAGAAAUCGCCGAGGUGUCAGUGGAGGUGUUCUGACUUAUUUGGAAGGAGUUGUCAAAACUUACUCCAGACAUCAGACUUCAAUCAGCUUGAGUAGUUGUGAAAGUGAACUACAAGCGAUACAGAUGGUGGUUCAAGAAGCUGUCGUUCUUUCCAGGUUGGUCACUAGGAUCAUGCGAGCACUUGGUUUUCUGAAAGAAGGUGAAUUCGCUGUAGCUCGAAUUUAUUCGGACAGUGAGAGUGCUUUGAAGCUUUUGAAGGCCUUGGAUCUUCCUCGCAGAUCCAGACACAUAGAUAUAAAGAUUGAAUGGCUCAGGGAGCUGGCUGGAAAUGGCUUCAUAUCCUUACAUCAUCUUCGAGGAGACCUUUUAGUAGCUGAUUUGUUGACAAAGUGCUUGCAGACUAGCCGGUAUCUGGAACUGAGACAAGUCAUGGGCUUUGUUGAGAAGCCCCUAUCAACAGCUCUUCUCUCCCUUAUGCGUCCAAAGACCAAGUUUGUUGGAAGUGGCUUUGCUCUUUUAGAAGUAUGCUGCGAUGAAAAUUCUCAACUUCGUGCAGUUUGCCAAGCUUGGGGAAUUCCUUAUCGUGGGAUCACCUAUGGAGUGGAAAUGAGAUCUGUUUAUGAAAGAACCCGUGAUUGGGUCGCGACCUUGAAGGUGGGUCUGCACGUGCAUCUUUCAACAUUGUGCUCCAGUGGAUCACCUUUGAGGAGGUUUGUGACUCCAGGACAAGCCUCAGAACUUGAUGCAACUUGGGAUGAACACAUCGCAGGUGCCGUUGCCUUUAUGAAGUUUGGAGAAAGUACGAGCUUUGAGCUCCCACUGUUUAACAAUAUCUGGAAACGUUGGUAUGUCCAACAGACUCUCCAACGAUUUGGGCAUGUGCACCAUGCCGUUGUCCAUUUGUGUCAGACUGGUUUGCAGGGUUCGGACGAGAGCUUCAUAGGAAAAAGACUCAAGUUUAGCACCAAUUUGCAGAAGCUGGGAGAUCAUUUGAGGGACAAAUUUGGAACAUGCCGAUGCAAAGGGGAUCAUUCCAAUUUCAACUAUAUCACAUGGCGCAAGACAGCGCUCUACAACAGGUGCCUGGCUGAACAGUUUGUUCUUGGAUUGCAGUUGCAUUAUGGAAAAUCCAACAAGAGUGGAACCUAG